AUGGAGAGCUGCUGUGGCGCUUUGCUGGUGGCUGGUGGUUGCUUCGGCUGGCUUCGCCUCCGCGCCCGCCCGAAGAAAUCUGCGGAACCGCUGCCGGCCACGAUGCGGCGCCUGGUGCUGCGCGAGGCCAAUGUGGUUUUUUCGAAAGCGAAGAUCGAGGUGGAGGAAGUUGAAGUUCCACAGCCAAAGUCAGGACAGGUGUUGAUCAAAGUGGCUGCAAGUCCUGUGAAUCCUUCAGAUGAAGGAAGUUGGAAAGUGCCGCCAUCCCAGGGCUAUCCGUUGCCUCUGGGCACCGAGGGGUCCGGCACUGUGGUGGCCACUGGCGGCGGCGCCCUUGCGGCAGGUUGGAUGGGUUGCGACGUGAUCUUCCUGGGGAAAGCUUAUGCCCAAUACGCCAUCGCCGAUGCUGUGAUGCUCACGGAGCUUCCCAAAGAUGUCCCCGUGGAGGAUGCCUGCGCUGGCUACGUCAAUCCCUUGACCGUGCUCUCCAUGGUCGAGGCCGUGCGGGUGCACAAGUCCAACGUCUUCAUCCACACGGCAGCUGCCUCGCAGGUGGGACAAAUGUUGGUGAGAUACUGUCAGUCCGAAGGCGCGGAAGGCGCAACGGUGGUGAACCUCGUUCGGCGGAAGGAGCAGGUGGCCAUCUUGGAACGCCUGGGUGCGAAGCACAUCAUCGACACCAGCGAAGAUGGCUGGGAGUCCAAACUGCAGAGUUUGAUCCAAGAACUGAAGAUCUUCCAUGCCUUUGACUGCAUCAGUGGCGACAUGCCCGGGAAGUUACUGUCCUUGCUACCGCCGGGCGGUACCGUAUGGGUCUAUGGUCGCCUGGCUGGGAAGCUGGAGGGGAUCGACCCCGUUGACUUCAUCUACCGCAACAAGAAGUUGCAGGGUUUCCUUGUGACCACCUGGCUCUUCGGCGGCGGCUUCUUCCAAGGCCUUCAUCGCUGGCGCUGGCAGACCAAGCUGAUGAGGGAAAACCUGAAGACCACGUUCACCUCUGAGUUCCAGGAUACGACCAUGCGUGAGAUGCUCAACGUGUAUUGUGCCCACAAGGCCGGUGGUGCGACUGGUGGAAAGAUCCGUGUGAGACCACAGGCUUGA
Molecule: messenger RNA, 1101 nt
Organism: Cladocopium goreaui
Lineage: Eukaryota; Dinophyceae; Suessiales; Symbiodiniaceae
Source: the annotation of a GenBank genome assembly